This is a messenger RNA of Lycium ferocissimum, 921 nucleotides long. Its product is annotated as probable glutathione S-transferase. Gene Ontology annotation, biological process: glutathione metabolic process. Bases 63 to 734 code for a protein of 223 amino acids. Gene Ontology annotation, molecular function: glutathione transferase activity. The record is from RefSeq and is a predicted model, not a curated record. The transcript has 2 exons. Gene Ontology annotation, cellular component: cytoplasm. NCBI's taxonomy places the organism in Eukaryota, Viridiplantae, Streptophyta, Magnoliopsida, Solanales, Solanaceae.
GAAAACACACGCAUAAAUUUCCUCAAACAUAGGGAACUAAUACACAAAGAAAUUUUUUUUAGAUGGCAGAAGUGAAGUUGCUUGGUGUUUCAUUGAGCCCUUUUAGUCGCAGAGUUGAGUGGGCUCUAAAGAUUAAGGGUGUUGAAUAUGAAUUUGUAGAGCAAGAUUUACAAAACAAGAGCUCUUUACUACUUGAAUCCAAUCCUAUUCACAAGAAAAUCCCAGUGCUCAUUCACAAUGGCAAGCCCAUUUGUGAGUCCAUGAUCAUUGUUGAAUACAUUGAUGAGACAUUUGAAGGCCCUUCUAUCUUACCUAAAGACCCUUAUGAUCGAGCUAUUGCUCGUUUCUGGGCUAAGUUCUUCGAUGAGAAGUGCUUGCCAGUAUUGGGGAAAACUUGGUUUGGCCAAGGAGAGGAGUCAGAAAAAGCUAAAGAGGAGGCUAGUGAGCUGAUAAAGAUUCUUGAUAAUGAGCUCAAGGACAAAAAGUUCUUUGUGGGCGACAAAAUUGGAUUUGCUGAUAUGGCUGCUAAUUUGGUGACAUAUUGGUUGGGAAUUAUUGAAGAAGCCUCUGGAAACGUUUUGGUGACAAGUGAGAAGUUCCCAAACUUUUGUGCUUGGAAAGAUAAUUACAGUAACUGCAGCCAAGUCAAGGAACAUUUACCUCCAAGAGAUGCGAUACUUGCCCAUUUCAAAGCUCGCUUUCAAGCUGCAGCUGAUGCCACUGCUCCCAAAUGAACACCUCUUACUUAGUCAAAUUUCUAGUUCUUGUGUCUCAAUAAAACCACCUAUCGAAGAAAAAUAGCUUAUCCAACUUCACACAUAGUAGGUAGUAUCUUGUGCUUUUGUUUAGCUAGUUUGUCAGUGAUUGCCUGUGAGUGUAAUUUCUUCCAGCUAUUAAAUAAGAGUCAUCUUUUUAUCUUCA